AAAGAGAUGGUAUCCACUGGAUCAUUUCCAUCUGCAAAAGAUUCAGAAAAUGCACUGAGGCCAUACCUCACAAGAAAGGAGGAACUCUCACUGAUGCAGGACUGUCUGAUGUGGGGACAGCGAGUUAUCGUUCCAUCAAAUCUGAGACAACGAGUGUUGGAGGAUUUACAUACAGGACAUCCAGGUAUAGUAAAAAUGAAGGCUCUAGCACGUAGCUACAUCUGGUGGCCAAAUAUUGACUCACAAAUUGAAGAGAAAUCAAAGACAUGCAUGUCUUGUCAACAAAAUCAAAAAUCUCCGUGUCUCUCACCUCUUCACCCUUGGGCAUGGCCGGAAGCUCCUUGGCAACGGAUCCACAUCGACUUUGCUGGUCCAUUCGAAGGACGAAUGUUUCUGGUAGUUGUGGACGCACACUCAAAAUGGCCAGAGGUCCAUGUGAUGGAUUCGACAACUUCCUCGAAGACAAUCCAAGUGCUGCGUGGUCUAUUCAGUCGCUACGGUUUACCUGAAACACUAGUUAGUGACAAUGGCCCACAAUUCACUUCCGAUGAGUUUGGAUGUUUUCUGAAAUCAAACGGAGUUAAACACGUCCGCUCUGCACCAUUCCACUCAGCCACCAACGGACUAGCUGAGCGGUUCGUGCAGACUUUUAAACACUCACUUAAAGCAUCUAAAGAACCAGUACCAUUACAGCAGAGAUUAGACUCUUUCUUGUUACAGUACAGGAAUACACCACAUAGCACAACAAAAGAAGCACCUGCUAUGCUAUUCUUGCAUCGCAGAUUGAGGACACGGCUGGAUCUACUGAAACCAAGUGUGAAAAUGACUGUGGAGCAAGCACAGAAAUGCUGGUCAGAGAUUAUCGACGGGGAGAGGAGAAGUGGAAAACCGGUACUGUUUCUUCUCAGUCAGGACCAGUGUCGUACACAGUUCAGGUGGACAGUUCACAAAGCUGGAAAAGACAUGCAGAUCAAAUGUUAG
Molecule: messenger RNA, 981 nt
Organism: Rhinichthys klamathensis goyatoka
Lineage: Eukaryota; Metazoa; Chordata; Actinopteri; Cypriniformes; Leuciscidae
Exons: 2
Coding region: 7-981 (324 amino acids)
Biological process (GO): DNA integration
Molecular function (GO): nucleic acid binding
Source: RefSeq, a predicted model, not a curated record